Chenopodium quinoa (quinoa) is the source of this 2484-nucleotide messenger RNA. RefSeq names its product protein argonaute 3-like. NCBI's taxonomy places the organism in Eukaryota, Viridiplantae, Streptophyta, Magnoliopsida, Caryophyllales, Amaranthaceae. Gene Ontology annotation, biological process: regulatory ncRNA-mediated post-transcriptional gene silencing. Gene Ontology annotation, molecular function: nucleic acid binding. Gene Ontology annotation, cellular component: cytoplasm. The record is from RefSeq and is a predicted model, not a curated record. The annotation marks the transcript as partial. The transcript has 4 exons.
CAAUUUUCUCUAAACCAAAAAAACAAAAAAAAAAAAAAAAAAAAAAAGGUUUGUGUAAGAAAAACAAAAAUAGAAGGUGGUUAUGGAAGAGGACGUGGUCGUGGUCGUGGUCGAAGAGGAGAUGGAGGUGGCGGUCAGGGCAGCGGCGGUCGUGGUAUUGGUGGAAGAGGUGCUGGCUAUGGCUGUACAGACGGAGGUGGUGGUAGUCAUGGCGGAAUUGGCAGAGGUGCUACUCAUGGCGGAAGAGACGGAGGUGCUACUCAUGGCGGAAGAGGCGGGUUUGGUCGUGGUGGUGGUGGUAAUCAGCAUUACCAGCAGCAUCAGCAACCGCGACCACAGAUUAAGCACCACCAGCCUCAUCAACCGCGACCACAGUUUCAGCAGCACCAGCAGUGGCCGCAACAACCGCCGCAGUUCCAGCAGCAGUGGCCACAGCAACCGCCGCAUUACCAGCAGCAGCAGAGGCAGCAGCAGCAGCAGCAGCAGGCGAGUGAUGGUAGUAUGGGGCCUAGUAGGAGGUAUUCUGGCGAGGGUUCUUCUUCUUCUUCUAACAAGCAACUAGCGUACGUUGGUGAUGGUUUUGCUGCUAAAUUGCGACAAUGUGCUAAGUCUGUUCCUGAUCCUAAUAUUGAUUCUGAUCCUCUGUUUCUCAAACUCUUACUUUGUGUUUUAUGCAUAAUUCUUGAUACUAAGUGUAGAAAUAAUGUUGGUUCUGCUACGAAAAGGGGUGAAAUUAGAAUAAAUUUUGGAAUUGAUGUCACAACAAGCAUGACAACAGUCGAAUUUAGUGUGAUGGAGCCGCUAAAAUUGAAGUUGAGAAAUCUAGAUGGCUAUGUAAGAGCUAUAGAUGUGGACAAAGAGAAAUGCCAGUGGAAUCUUGUUAAAAAUUUAGUCUUUGAAGGCCCAUCCCUUAAGCACUGGGCUGUUGUGGUAUUCAACUGUCCGAAUUCUUCAAAAGAAGUAGAUUUGGUGAUGCUCUUUGUUCAGAAUCUUAUUAGACGUUGCAAGACACUAGGGUUGCAUAUGGAGGAUCCUCUGUCUACUAUAUGGGCUAGCAUGGAUGAAUUGGAAAGCGCAGACUCAGUAACUAGUGUUCUGGAACAGGUUCAGCGUGAGGCACACGAAACUAAUGAAAGUAACCUGCAGCUUGUAUUAUGUGUGAUGGCGCAUAAGCAUACUGGUCAUAGGAACAUUAAGUGGGUUUCUGAGACAAAGAUAGGAGUUCUUACCCAGUGUUGCCUUUUUGACAUGGCAAAAAGAGGGCAGGACCAGUACCUGGCUAAUCUUGGCAUAAAGAUAAAUGCUAAGCUGGGGGGUAGCACUGUUGAGCUUAAUGAUCAACCUUCUUUAUUUGAUGAAGCUGCAGACCAUGUGAUGCUUAUUGGUGCUGAUGUCAAUCACCCACCUCCCUCGGAUUCCUCAAGUAAAUCAGUAGCUUUUGUUGUUGCUUCAAUGAAUUGGCAAGCUGCAAACAAAUAUAUUUCCAGAAUAAGCUAUCAGAAAAAUCGUCUGGAGGAAAUUAAAAUGUUUGGAUCUAUAUGUCUAGAGCUGAUAAAAUGUUAUGAAAACAUAAGUAGAGUCAAACCAAAUAAGCUUGUGACAUUUCGUGAUGGUGUCAGUGAAGGGCAGUUUGAUAUGGCAUUCAAUAAAGAGCUUCUGGAUCUGAAGGAUGAAUUGCGGAAAAUAGAUAAUUACCACCCUACCAUAACACUUAUUGUUGCUCAAAAACGGCACCUGACACGCUUAUUUCGAGCAGCCCAAGGAGAUGACGAAAAUAACAUACGUCUUGGCACGGUGGUGGAUACAGAUAUUGUUCAUCCAUCACAGUUUGAUUUCUAUCUCCGCAGUCACUAUGGGAGCAUGGGUACCAGCAAACCGACUUACUACCAUCUCCUGUGGGAUGAUCACAAAUUUUCUCCUGAGAAGUUGCAACAGUUCAUAUAUCACCUGUGCUUCACCUUUGCUAAGUGUUCUAAGCCUGUUUCACUGGUUCCUCCAAUCUACUAUGCUAAUCGGUUAGCCUUCAGAGGACAAUUGUAUUGUGAUGCGCAGCGUCCUUUAGGAGAAUCACCGUCUGAUCGAAAUCCAGCUCACUCUGACAUUAAAAACUUCAUGUAUUUCAUCUGACCGGGCUUUGCUUCUCCUAUGUUGCACUUCCGCUCCAUGGAUUGGUCAAGGAAGUCUCGCACAGCUCAUGUUUCUAAUGGUGUUGGCCUCAUGCACCUUUAGGUUGCAUUUGUGCGUGAAUCUAAUACUCUUAAUAUAUAGCUUUGGUGUGUUUAAUAAUAAGGAUAGAUGUCCAAGUAUCAGUUAAAACUUUAGAAUGUGUGUUUGAACUAAGUUUGAUGUCUAUUUUGGGUAGCCUAUAUUUGUGCUAAGGCUCUUGUAGCCAAGAACGUGAUGCUUUAAUAGUAUGUUAUCUGGUAUUUGUAUUUUUAAUGUGCGUUAUUAUGGAUAAUUGCAGGGUGUUUUUGUUACUAUGAA